AAAAGAAACAUUGCCGUUUUUUCUGACACCCUCUCCUUCACAUGCGUAUGCGACAAGUUGGAGAAGUGGAAUAUUAUAGGACGAGCUACAUCUAGAACGAGCCAAUCGUCGACUCUCUGUCACGAGACAACGAAUAGGAAUCAGCAGCUAAAUCGUUAAGCAAGGGUUAUUAUUCACAUGAUAGAAAUAAACGCAGCGAUUGGGUGAACAAAAGAGUAGAAGAGGUAUCAGAAUUGACUUAGAACAGACAUACUUGCUCUGUUGCCGACCACUUCUCGUUAAACGAGCAAACUUAACAGAUGUAUCUAUAACCAAUCGUACGGAUUUACUUCAGUGUGUCUAUAAAUUUAAAUCGAAUUGACAACAAUAUUCAAAUUAUUACUUUUUACUCGUAAACCAUCAGAUAUAAUAGUUAUAAAUUAAAUUUACUUUUGUUUUAUUAGUUUUACUUUCACGUAAAGGGUUUUAAUUAGACGACAAUGAAUUUUAGCAAAGUUAUUAUUUUGAGUUUAGUUUACAUAGGCGCAACAUGCAAGGAUUACAAGUUUUAUACUUCACCUGGGUCGAGGAGUCCACCAAUGUCACUCGUUCAUAUGAAUCAACUACUUGAAUUAUGUUAUGCUGACGGUAUGAAUCCGGUCGCCAUUACACCGAACUUAGUUGAAACGAUUAUUAUGAAGACAACUGUCACGAUAAAUGCACCUAAUGUUGUUAUCAAUAAUAUGUUUGUCGCAAAAGAUAUCCAACACUAUUAUCCAUCGUAUCCUCUGUAUGUCUUAAAGGUGAAAACGACUCAACAAUUGGAAAAUCUACUCAGAAAAUUGAAGUCGUCAACGUUCUGGAGUAUUAAAUCAUGGUUCUUUGUUAUUGGUAACUCUCGAAAAUUCUGUCUGGAUGCAUCUGAAAUACUAUACUCACUUUGGCAAUUUGAACUAUUAUCAUCAUUCGUGAUUUGCACUGACUCUAACAAUAUAACCAGCCUGUACACUUAUAAUCCAUUUACGGCACGAGCACCAGAUCCAUGGCAGACAGUUGAAAGAACACACAAUGAAAAAUCGAGAUGGGUGGUAUACCGACAGCCUUUUGUUAACGAUCCUCAAAUAUGUAGGACUCUUAUCUUUGACAAGACCAAAUUCCUCGAUGGUUACCCCGUCAAUAUUGGCAAAGAUACUACGCCGUUCGGAACAUUAAGGAAAUACGUGUUUCCGAGCUUAAAUAUGACUGAGAAUAUAACCUCGUUUAAAAGGACCAAAGGUUUUGACCUGCUUCAAAACUCAUUGAUAAACGGUGAACAAGAUAUCAGUACAACCGCUUAUAGGAUUGAUUUACCACAUAAUAAGUACGUAGAUAUAGUUCCAGUAAAUUUAGAAUUCACUCUCGCCAUCGUAACACAAAAGAGAACUUUUAUAUCAUCAUUCCGUGAAAUUAUUUACCUGAUUGACAUUAACUCUUGUAUUGCGAUCAUAAUUAUAUUAUUAUUUAUGACUAUUAUGAUUAUAUUGCACAAUGAAUAUCAGGUUGACCUAGCGAUUUUCGAUAUCUUGAGAUUACUAUUAAACAUGUCUAUAUUAGCACCUCUCCGCCGAUUUCGAAUGAAAAUCAUGUUUCUUAUGGCUUUUUCGUUUGUUUUUGUAUUCAACCCAGUGUUCCAAGGACAACUAUUCGCGAUCUUAACUCGGCCAUCAUCUCAUACCAUCGAAAGCUUUCGCGAUCUGUACAUUCAUCGAUAUCAUGUACAUUAUUGUUUUGAUAAACAUAAUGAGAUUAUUGAUCAGCAAUUAUGGUCGACAGUUGAGGAGAUGAGAUAUUUACAUCCUGAAUCAAAUUUUUCUCCCGACGACUGUCUGAAACUGGCUACCGAAGAUCAUACAGUUGCUUGCGUGUACCAAUCUGAAUUUAUUGUAGAAAAAGCGUUGAAUCGAAACUUGUAUGUUUCGAAGAAUUUCGUGCUUAAAAAUAAUUUUGUCUUCCGGACACGAAAGAAUUGGGCGGUGAAAGACCGAUUAGAUAAGAAGGUUUUGAACGUGAUUGAAUCAGGUUUUCUUAGUAAAAAUAAAAGAGAUACUCUUAAUAAUCACUUGGAGAAAAGCAGAGCUCAAGAUCGAAAGAAGAAAAUUAUGGAUUUCCAAGAAGUUGAUGCAAUAGAUUUAGAAUAUUUAUAUGUGCUCAUGAUAUUUCUUUAUGCCCUUGCUGUACUUAUCUUUGGCAUUGAAUAUCUUAUAGGAAGGUUCCGUCAUCCAAGAUAAUACUAAGAUAUUUAUGGCUCCAUUUCAUUCUUGUAAUCAGGCAUAGAUGUAGAGUCAUUUUCCUUCGAAUAAUUAUCAUAAAAACUUCACUUUCCUUCUCAAAGUUAUUAAAUGAAUUAAAGACGUCAGUGGGGAAAACAAAUUUAAUAAACACGUUUGUGAUUGUAAUUUUUAAGAAUAUUUAUAAUGAAAUCAUUCAUAUUUUUCUUAUUGGAAUGAUUUAACUGUUUCUACGUUUAUUCUACAGUCCCCCUUAAAGUUCAUAAAUAAUGUUACACGGAGAAAAAAUUAUAGUAACUGUUCCUAAUACGUUUAUGAAAUAUCAUCCCAUACCGUUAUGGUAAUGAUUACUUGGGAUUAUGGGAUAUAGACCCAUACUUUCUGGGAAGGUUUCCAUGAAUAUGGUAACAAUUCCUAUCAUUAUGGUAACAGUUCCCAUAUCGCAUGUGAAAGAACCAUGGUAAUGAUUACCAUACUCAUAGGAAUAGUUCCCAUAAGCAAAUAGGAACCAAUCCUAUAACCACAUUGUAACGGUUCCUAAGCGUAUAUGGUAAUGGUUACCAUAAUAUUAUGGUAAUUGUUCCUGUAAUAUUAUGGUAACCAUUCCCAUAAUAUGAUAGUAACUAUUCCCAUAAUAUUAUAGUAACCAUUACCAUAGGUACAUAGUAACGAUUACCAUAAUUCCAUAGGCACUAUUCCGAUACCAUAUGGGAAUUAUACCCGUAAUUACAGGAAUAGUUACCAUAAUAUAUAUGGGUGCCGUUCCUAUAAUCAACACUUCUAAAAAACCGGUUACCAUGCAGUAUGGGAAUUAUUCCCAUAAUAUAUUGUAACUAUUACUAUAAUUUUCUCUCCAUGUCGUAAUGAUAUAAAUUGGAAGAGAGGAAAAAUGAACCAAGUAAAAAUAGAAAAGGAAUAAAUUUAAGAUCACUAUUAAAUUUUGUUCAAAAAUAAUUCUCAACAUCAAUGGAACUUUAAAAAUUUUUAAGGCUCAUUUUUCCUCACUUGUAUACUAUUGCCAUAAAAUUUUCCAAUCCUGACAAAGUAAACAUGUAACAGCUGUAUUUUAUUUUUGCUAAUCAAUAUCAUGUAUGUAUAAAGUCAUGGCCAAUGUUACAUAGAUGAAGAAAUGACAUUGAAUUAUACCAAGAGCUAAACCAUGUAGUAUUAUUGAUCCUUUUGUGCUUCGUUUACAUUUAUAAUAACAUUUGUGAAAAAUUGUACUCUGUACUGUGAAUUAGAAAUUGAAUAAAUUUUAUGGUUGAGAAACAAAGAAGCACAAAUUUAUGCCAACAAAGUUAAUUUAAAUAAUUAAUUUUUUUAAAUUUUGCUAUAGUUUUCAGUCAUUAAAGUCGACAAUUUUUUGAACUGA
Molecule: messenger RNA, 3618 nt
Organism: Microplitis demolitor
Lineage: Eukaryota; Metazoa; Arthropoda; Insecta; Hymenoptera; Braconidae
Exons: 3
Coding region: 480-2246 (588 amino acids)
Source: RefSeq, a predicted model, not a curated record